AUGUCUGAAUUGUAUCGCCCAGAUCGGCCAAAUUGUGAAGUUGUGCGCUGGGCCGAGCGCUUCAAACAGAUCCUCACCCAAAAACACAACCCCAUCACCCAGUCCGAGACCCAAAGCGGCUUCCACCCACUCAAGUACAAUAUUGUUCUUGAAAGGAGGAUUUUCGAAGAGAAGAGCCCUUAUGAGGUCUGCAAGUUUGUGCACCACGAUUACAACGAAAUCAUCAUUCUCGUCGGUUGCAGUAAAAAGCCUACCACCAAGCUGCCCACAGCAGUGUGGUUGGACGCAAGAGCGCAUGAAUUGUGUGCUGAGACUGACUCCAGAUUGCCGUCUGAUAAAGGUCUCUAUGUUGCCAAGGUGUGGCUGGGUCACGUACACUUUUUCAGGGCUGUGCGUUCAUUCGGUAAUUGUUAUGCUAUGCAUCCCAUUGUUAGGGGGGACAGAUGGCUACUGGAUGGGGAUACCAAAAUGGUCUAUGAGAUCUUGAAUGAGAUCAGAGCGCAGUUUGGCUUUCCUGCACUCCAUGAACCUUUUGUGCGGUUGAGCUCGUUGGAGAACUAUGAGGUUCUUGCGGAGACCUCCAGGAUCAUGUCUGAGACUGGCCCGAAGGUUAAUUAUCGUAAUUGGUUUACUGAUACCGAUCAUGAGGGAAAUACUGUGGUUGAAAAUCAGAUGAAAAAGGAGCACUAA
Molecule: messenger RNA, 690 nt
Organism: Aspergillus costaricaensis CBS 115574
Lineage: Eukaryota; Fungi; Ascomycota; Eurotiomycetes; Eurotiales; Aspergillaceae
Exons: 1
Coding region: 1-690 (229 amino acids)
Source: RefSeq, a predicted model, not a curated record